This is a messenger RNA of Manduca sexta (tobacco hornworm), 970 nucleotides long. Its product is annotated as hillarin-like. NCBI's taxonomy places the organism in Eukaryota, Metazoa, Arthropoda, Insecta, Lepidoptera, Sphingidae. The transcript has 4 exons. Bases 364 to 915 code for a protein of 183 amino acids. The record is from RefSeq and is a predicted model, not a curated record.
ACACGGGCCGACCGUAAACAAUCGCGGGCAGUCGUCGGCCGGCCCCCGCGAGCGUCGCGCGUCCGCUAUACCCGACUUAUGACCCACCGCCAUCGCCACCUGACAGGUGUUCUGUGUUCAAAUUUAAAUAUCGAAUAGAAAAAAAAUUCAAGAUUCGUUCGUGUUACAUUUUUUUUAAACUUUGCUCAAAGUACCGUUGUGAGAAUUCCAUUUCUUUUGCCGUUAACCGCGUGUGCCAGUGGUAUUGUGCUGUGAGAUCGGAUGGACCGUUCUGAUGGAAAUGUUUAAUGUCUAAUAAGCGUUGUGAAGUGUUAGUGAUUGUGAAGUGAACCAAUUAUGACUUGAUGCACUAGCGACGUCACGAUGUACCGUCCGAACUUCUACGAGAGCACCUGCUUCAGGUGCAAUGAGAUCGUGUACCAGGUGGACCGCGUGGGACCGCUCAAGGACUUUACCUUCUUCCACAGCGGCUGCUUCAAGUGCGCUGUAUGUGGGACCAAACUUACGCUAAAGACAUACUACAAUAACCAGCAUUGGACGGAAGACAAAGAGGUUUACUGUUCAAGCCACGUGCCCAAAAUCGGCCCCGGCCACCUGGACAAUUCGUCCGUCGGCAUCCGAAGCGCUCUGAACGUGCCCAAAAGCAACAACUACGUCAAUGAACAGAUUAGAGGACAUGCGAGGAAUAGUCAUGAUACUGAAUUAUCACCAACACGCGCAACCAACGGGAACAGCGUACACGCGUCACCAGCGCGUGAAGUUGCGCGUGACACGCCCGACUACCAGUACGGGCGGUUCGACGCGAGCGCACUGCACAUAGCGCAUGCGCUCAAACAGACUGAGCUGCAGAAGGCCUACCAUAGGCCGAGGGAGAAGCCUAUUGAUUGUUAUUUGGUGAGUGUAUGUACUAAGUAAGAGAUAAAACGAUACCAGAAAUUAACGUGUAGAGUCUAUUCAGGCUCUUUUUGUA